AUGUCAGCCACCGCCGUUCCGGAGAAAACUCCAGAUGACUCGUCCAAGUUGAAGACGUUUCUGUCCAUUCUGCGAAAAUUCGUCGGUGUGGCAGAUAUCGCAUCGGUUCGCUUCUCGUUGCCCGCUCAACUGCUCGAGCCCCGACCGAAUCUGGAAUACUGGAACUACCUGGACCGACCAGAGACGUUUGCCAGUAUCGGCAAAUCCGACGAUGAGCUGGGACGUAUGUUGGAAGUUUUGAGGUUUUGGUUCACCAAGGAUCUGAAAUACGUCAAGGGAAAGCCGUGCAAGCCGUACAACUCGACUCUGGGCGAAUUCUUCCGAUGCCACUGGGAAGUCAAAGACUACGUUCCCGAAGAAGUCAAUCUCCCCGGAGUACCCGCCACUGCCAACGGCACAACUGUUCAGGACGGAAAUGAGAAUGUGAAGAUCUGCUACCUGACCGAACAGACCUCACACCAUCCACCUGUUUCUGCCUUCUACAUCGACUGUCCCGAGCGCGGAGUCUCCGCACGUGGGUUUGAUCAGAUCAGCGCCAAAUUCACCGGUACCAGCAUCCGUGUCAGCCCCGGACAACACAAUUUGGGUAUCUUUCUCAACAUCGAAAAGCGAGAUAACGAGGAAUACCAAUUGACUCACCCGGACGUACAUCUCGGUGGCCUGCUGCGCGGAGCCCUCGCCAUUACCGUCUCGGACACAUGUUACGUGACGUGUCGCAAGACCCGUAUCAAAGCCAUCCUGCAAUACCUGGAGGAAGGCUGGAUCGGCAAAGCCCAGCACAAGCUCGAAGGUGUCAUUUUCCGGUACGAUCCCGACAACGAUAACAUCACGCGGUUGAAGGAUGUGCCUGAACGGGAUGUCCUUGCCCGAGUCAGCGGGUCCUGGCACGGCAAGGUCCACUACACUCCAGCAGGAUCCAAGGAGCCCCGACUUUUGAUUGAUGUGACGCCCCUCCACCCGGUCGAGAAGGCUGUCCCUCCACAGGAGCAACAGCUGCCCAACGAGUCCCUCAAGUUCUGGGGCCAAGUCACCAAUGCCAUUGUCGACAAGCAAUUCACAGAAGCUACCCGACUAAAGCAGGAGAUUGAAGAGCGACAGCGCCAGAAAGCCGCUGAACGCAAGGAAAAGAACGAAGAGUGGAAGCCACGCUUCUUUGUUGGUGCCACCAGUCCCUUGGGCAAGCCCGAAUUAACCCAGGAGGGCGAGAAGGCUCUCCAGGGCAUUCGCUCAGGAGAUUACAGGCUGGAAGAAAACAAACUGCUGGGCGCAUAG
Messenger RNA from Penicillium diatomitis, 1272 nucleotides. RefSeq names its product putative oxysterol binding protein (Orp8). The transcript is spliced from 6 exons. The record is from RefSeq and is a predicted model, not a curated record. NCBI's taxonomy places the organism in Eukaryota, Fungi, Ascomycota, Eurotiomycetes, Eurotiales, Aspergillaceae. Gene Ontology annotation, molecular function: sterol binding. The coding region runs from base 1 to 1272 and encodes 423 amino acids. Gene Ontology annotation, biological process: piecemeal microautophagy of the nucleus; endocytosis; exocytosis. Gene Ontology annotation, cellular component: membrane; cytosol; intracellular membrane-bounded organelle.